AAAAAAAAAUGAUACUGGUACUGAAAAUGUUCAAAUGAUGACUUAUGAAGAUGAUAAUAAUGACGUGGAUACAGAAGCCGAUUCUUCAAACUUAGAAGAUGAAAGUGAUGAAUAUCAAUUAGAGGAUGAAAAAGAGUUAGAUGAUGAUGAAAAUGAAACAUCCGAUUCUAAUUCUUCGUCGUCAGAAUUGAUCGAGCAUGAAAAACCAUAUUAUGGAGGUCGUAAAAAACUUCCACCACGAGCUGCAGCUACACAAAAAAUCGAUUAUUCUGAAAAUCGUUAUUAUCAUGAAUUUCAAGACUAUUUUUUUGCAAGAUUAGAUGAUGAUAAUGAACCUGAAAGAAAAAAAUCUGUGUCUACAUUAACAAGAAAAAGAUCAUCAAGGAAAUUAGAUAGUGAUGGUGAUUAUUCUAAUAAUUCGUCAGAUUCUCAAGACGGUCGGAGCAAUAAAAGACCUCGUAGAAAAAGAUUACCUAAUCGUGAGUCAAAAGAAAAAAGGAUUGAUUAUUCUGAAAAUAAAUAUUAUAGGCAAUUCGAUUCCGCUUUGAACGCUAAAUUUUGGAUGGAUAAAUCACCAGAUGAAGAAGAUGAUGAAAAUGGCGAAAAUGAAACAAAUAAUAAAAAGGAUAUUAAUAAAAAAGGAAAAAACAAAAAAUCGGCUACCGUUACUACGCCACGCGAGACACCGCGAAAAACAAAGACAUCAUCAAAUAGAUCUAAUCAAACUAUCCGAUCUGCGUCUUCUAGAACUUCUAAUAAGAUUACUCAACCACAUUUAGGCGAAGAUGAGAAAGUAUCCGACCAGGAUAAUGGCGAUAACGAAGAUAUUAUGGUUCAAGAUGAUGAAAUAAGGACAAAAAAGGUUCGUGGACGUAACACUGUUGGAUAAAUAUGUAUCAAAUGUGAAAUUCGUUUAAUUAUAAUCAUUAAUAAAUCUAUUAAAUAUUC
Molecule: messenger RNA, 948 nt
Organism: Rhizophagus irregularis DAOM 181602=DAOM 197198
Lineage: Eukaryota; Fungi; Glomeromycota; Glomeromycetes; Glomerales; Glomeraceae
Source: RefSeq, a predicted model, not a curated record